CAUGUUUUUUCUGUUGUUCGAUUAUUUUUGUAAUUAUUAUAUAUAAAGUAAACGAAAAAAAUGUUAUUCCGCCAAUGUUAUCGAUUUGUUGUGAAUAAUCGUAAUAAUAAUAAUAACAAUAAAAUAUUGAAAUUAUCUAGUCGAUUUGUAAAUGUUAUUGCACCUGAUCUUGACAAUGAACGUCUAUUACGAAGAACUGAAACAAGAGAAAAUUUUGAUCAAUUAUAUCCACUUUUAAAACUUCCAUUUAAACUUUGUCAUCAACCCGAAUAUAGUCGUGAAUUUAUUCACGAACGUUUAAUACAAUAUCCACAAGGAUUUGAUCCAAUCGAUUUGGAUCAAUAUGCUGAAUUGUGGCUACGUGAACAAGAUGUUGAUCAAAGAGAAACACUGCGGAAAAAUAUCGAAAUGAUAUUGUUGUAUUAUAAUGAUGUUUUACGAUAUUCAUUGUUUGCACCUUCAUCGAUUCCAUUCGAAGAUAUGGAAAGAAUGUUAUCACGUUAUGAUGGCCAUAGUUCAAGAUUACGUUAUGUAAAUUUUAUUUUUAUUCGUGAAUUUGAUACAUGGCGUCGUGAUAAAGAAGCGGAGAAAAAAUCCCAAUUAAAACAAUUGGCCGAACAGGAAGAUUAUUUCGAAGAUGUUGGCUGUUUUGAUAUGAAAACAAAUCAAUUACAAUAUGGUUAUUGGCGUAACAGUUUGUUUACCAGAUAUUUUCAAUACGCUCGUCAUCGUCAAACGCUUGGCCCAUUGCGAAGAGCACAACUAUAUGGACAACCAUUAAUAAUCGAUUGUGGACUUGAACAAUUAAUGGCCCAUUAUGAAAUAUUAUCAUGUGUACGACAAAUAUCAAAAAUUUAUCACCUAAAUCGUUAUAGUAAGGAUCCAUUUCGAUUAAUGUUCACAGAAAUGGAUCCAAAUCAAAAUCGUACAUAUGAAUCAUUAUGUAAAAAUAUGAAAGAUUUUAUUGAUAGACCAGAAUUUCAUUUGAAUAUAUAUCGUGAAUCAUAUCAACAAUUAUUGCCAAACGAACGAUUCAUUUAUCUAAGUCCAGAUGCACACAAAUUGAUGGAUGAAUAUGAUCCACAUGCUGUAUAUAUAAUCGGUGCAUUAGUAUCAAAAACAAAGAAAUCAACAUUAACCUGGGACAAAGCACGUGAACAAGAAAUAGAAUGUUUACGGCUUCCUAUACAUCAAUAUGUUCGAUUGAAACCAAUGGUCAAACGUAUUCUCAGUUUUCGUGGUACAUUCGAAAUUCUAUUACAUCUUAAACAUGGUGCUACAUGGGAACAAGCACUUCGUCGAUCAAUUCAACCACAUAAAUUAAUUGAUGGUGGUGAAUGAUUAGAAAACAAAAAUUCAUGUUAAAUAAGUAUUGCAAUAAACAAUCAAUACACAAGUGGAAUUAUUGUUUCUAAUAAUUUCAUUGA
Dermatophagoides farinae (American house dust mite) is the source of this 1427-nucleotide messenger RNA. RefSeq names its product tRNA methyltransferase 10 homolog C. Gene Ontology annotation, cellular component: nucleoplasm; mitochondrion; nucleus. Gene Ontology annotation, molecular function: tRNA binding. Gene Ontology annotation, biological process: positive regulation of mitochondrial translation; mitochondrial tRNA 5'-end processing. The record is from RefSeq and is a predicted model, not a curated record. Lineage: Eukaryota; Metazoa; Arthropoda; Arachnida; Sarcoptiformes; Pyroglyphidae.